Eucalyptus grandis is the source of this 915-nucleotide messenger RNA. Its product is annotated as nucleolar protein 16. Lineage: Eukaryota; Viridiplantae; Streptophyta; Magnoliopsida; Myrtales; Myrtaceae. Gene Ontology annotation, cellular component: nucleolus. Gene Ontology annotation, biological process: ribosomal large subunit biogenesis. The transcript is spliced from 3 exons. The record is from RefSeq and is a predicted model, not a curated record. The coding region runs from base 65 to 676 and encodes 203 amino acids.
CUCGAAUCGCAACCCUAAUUCUGCAGUUCGAUUCAGAGAGAGAAAGAGAGAGAGAGAGAGAGAGAUGGGGAGGUCGAGGAGGAAGUACAAGAAAUCGCGGCCGAAGGUCCAGGUCGGCCUCCCGAAGAAGAACCCCCGGGUCGUCAAGGCCGCCUUCAACCUCCCCCCGAAGCUGCGCUCCUUCAUCCGCGACUCCGUCUCCGCCGGCGGCGGCGGCGGCGUCGAGUGGGACGACAUGGGGAGCGUCCUCCGGAACUACAAGUCCUUCGGCGUCGUCUCCAACCCUAACCUGCUCGGCGUCCGCUCCCGCAACGCCCACACCGUGGAGAGCGGCGCCCUCCAGGUCCCGCCUCCCCGGCCCUCCUCCGACGAGGCCGCCGGAGCCGCCGAAGCCGCCGAGGGCGACCUCAUCGACUCGGGCAGCGAUCUCGAAGAAGACGAUUUGAAAUCAGCUCUUGGAAAGAAAAGAAGAGAUGGCAAAUCUGCACCUCCGCAGCCAUUGACUGCCAUGCAGCGUGUUCACAUUGGGCGGCUGAUUGAGAAACACGCAGAUAACUAUGAGGCCAUGUUCAGGGAUAUGAAGUUGAAUGCGAUGCAGCAUUCAGUUGCGACUUUGGAGAAGCUGUGCAAAAGAUAUCACAUGUAUAAAGAUAAGAAUCCUUUACUUUCUCGUUAGAGGUUGGGUUUUGCUAUUUAAGACGGUGAAAUAUCUUGUAAUCCAUUAACACUCUUCUAUGAGUGCAUUGUGCUUUCAACAGUGUUUAGAUUCGUGGCCGAUCCCUGUACUUCCCUCUCUUCCCAAUUCCGGGGGAAUGGCUUCAAAGUAGGGGCAAUGACACUUGCUUUAUCUAUUUAUCGCCCUUAGUUGUCAAACCAAGAUAUACAAGUCAAUGAAUUCUAUUCUUUUGUUAUAAA